AUGUUGUACUGCAUUGACAGCAUUCUGCUGCUCCAGUGACUUUCUGACAAAAAAAAUGCUGCGCUGUGCGCUUGUGUCUACUACGUCAGUACGCAGAGCAGCCGCAGUUGAAAACCCGGACGUAACCAACGCCUAGUUGCCGGAGAGAAACGAUGCAGACCAUAAAGUGUGUAGUGGUGGGGGAUGGUGCUGUGGGGAAGACAUGCCUUCUGAUCUCUUACACCACGAACAAGUUCCCGUCUGAAUAUGUUCCCACGGUGUUCGAUAACUAUGCGGUGACGGUGAUGAUCGGAGGGGAACCAUACACACUGGGACUCUUUGACACAGCAGGUCAGGAGGACUACGACAGACUGCGGCCCCUCAGCUACCCCCAGACUGACGUCUUCCUCGUCUGUUUCUCUGUGGUCUCCCCCUCCUCUUUUGAGAACGUCAGGGAAAAAUGGGUGCCAGAGAUCUCUCACCACUGCCCUCGCACGCCCUUCCUGCUGGUGGGAACUCAGAUGGACCUGCGGGACGACAGCAACACAGUGGAGAAGCUGGCCAAGAACAAGCAGCGGCCCAUAUCCCCCGAGAGCGGCGACAAGCUGGCACGAGAGCUCAGAGCCGUCAAAUACGUGGAGUGCUCCGCCCUUACACAGAGGGGGCUGAAAAACGUGUUUGACGAGGCCAUCUUGGCUGCCUUGGAGCCUCCCGAGACCAAACCCAAGAAGCGCUGCAUGCUGCUAUAAGGGACGAAGCUGGGAAAGGCUGACCAGAGGAACAGACCCAAACAGAGGGAGGGAGGGAGAGAGGGAGCGAUGGAAAGAGAGAGGGAGUGAUGGAGGGAGAGAGGGAGCGAUGGAAAGCCAAAUGGGGUGGGGUGUAUAAAACCUGGGCGGGCGGGGGGUGGGGGAGGGUGGUGGGUGCUUAACCGUGGGGGUGGGCAUUGAACAAAAUGUUUGCUGAAACUGGGAGAAGAGGCCGAGGAGAGGAGAGGAGAGUAGAUACUGUACUGUGCCUUCUUUGCAGUCUAUCCACCGCUAGCGGAAAAGAGGAAUGGAAAGAACAGCGAAGGGGGUAAACGACUGAUGAUCUUCUCAGACUGGCGCCGCUAACCAGUGGAUUUCUCCAUUCUCAAAAAUGUUCUCAUGGGGACUGUAAACAAAGAGGAAAAAAGAAAAACAAAACAAUACACGGCUUCCUUGUAAACUGUGUGUAAACCAUUAGCUUAAACGCUUAGAUAUUAAAGCACUGUGAAUAUUUAGUUCUCAGUAAAUCGUGUUGGGAUAAUAGUUUUGCGCAUUAGUCAGAUUUUUUAUUAAAGUCGUCCAGCAGAGUUUCCCUGAUCUAGAAUGAAUAGAAUCAUGUUGCUCAAUGAGGUUGUUGGCUUUUUAACGUUUGCCUGUAAUAACCCUAAGCUUUUUAUAGUAGUGCUUUAUACAGAGUUUACGAGCAAGCCAAAGCCAGAGGCGGGGUAUUCAUCACAGAGUUUGUAAACACUGUGUCCACUCAGCUGUGUAGUGGAGAUCAGUCCAGUGCUGAAGCCUUUCAUCCCACACUGUUCCACAGACGGCCAUUGAACCUUUUGGUGGACACGCGUGUCCAGUAAGGGUACUGCACACGCAAUGCACCCUCAGUGUUUUCCCCAUCAAAAUAGCAAGUUGUUUAGUCUGAGUGCUGCUGGAUGGUCACUGGGUUGUCAUUUCACUCAAGUCAUAUGUGGUGGGGAUGAAUCUGACCCCCAGCGUGUCAUACACGGCGCUACACAGCUGAGUCGUGUUUAUGAGGCUAUGAGAAUCCCUCGUUUUGUAGUGGACCAACCCUUGCAAACACAAAGUUGCCUAAAGACAAGAAGUCGAUUUCUUCUGCUGCCCCUGAAGACGAGGCGUGGGAAAGACCGUGUGAUGCUUAAGACCAGCCUGUCAAAGUCAUCCCCGCCAGCAGUGACCCCCUGCGGGAUGAUCUGGCCUGGACCCGCACCGAACCCGGCCAUGUUUCGCCACAGGCCAGGUUUCGGGCAUAGACCCAGGUCUGAUAACGUCCCAGGGGUGACUGCUCUCAGGGAUCUCUCAGGACCCUAAAGUGACCCAGACCCUAGAGGUCACUCAUGAGGUGAGGGGUCAAGUGUGUAUGUCCCACCCCCCCUGGUGCCAUCAGCAUAUCACAGGCCAAUUCAAGCCCAUUUAUCCUGUGUUGAAUGGUGUUUUGAUUUUAUUACUUUUUUUUUCCUCUUUGGUGGGCACUUUUUUUUUUCUUUUUCUUUUUUUUUAAAAAAAAAAGCGGUGGACCAGUUUUGAAACUUUAGUUUUUUUUUUUUAUGAAUUUUAUUUUUUAUUCUUUAGGUUUUCAUCUUGAUUUAUUAAUAAUAUAACAAUUUAAAAAAUAUAAUAUUUUGAAUAAUGUCGGCAAUUAAACCAACAAUCAUGGAAAAUUCUGAAAGUAAAUUUUGUGGGUUGUAAUCACAUUAUAUUUGUAAUAAAACUCCUUUAACUCAA
Molecule: messenger RNA, 2474 nt
Organism: Alosa sapidissima (American shad)
Lineage: Eukaryota; Metazoa; Chordata; Actinopteri; Clupeiformes; Clupeidae
Gene: cdc42l
Product: cell division cycle 42, like
Exons: 6
Coding region: 153-728 (191 amino acids)
Biological process (GO): modification of synaptic structure; small GTPase-mediated signal transduction
Cellular component (GO): dendritic spine
Molecular function (GO): GTPase activity; GTP binding
Source: RefSeq, a predicted model, not a curated record